AGACCGGAUAAACAGGAUAUUCAAUAUGGCGUUUACAGUGUAAACCUACUUGGGUAAAGUCUUGUCUGACGAUUGAACUCCUUUGUCGAGUGGUUUUCAUUUUUCUGCGACCAGACUUGUAAUGCCCCCGUCUUCAAAGAAUUUGGCUACACUGCAGUAGUAGUUUGCUAUCUCAUAUAAGAAUGGCAACCUUUGCCAAAGAGGAUGGCGGUUUCUCAGAUCCUGUCGACGACGGUCCUCCGUCUUACACGGAAAACCUCAUUGGGACACUUCUUGCAAUAUUUGGGAAUGUGCUUGUCAGCAUUGCCGUGAGCAUUCAGAAAUAUGGCCAUGUCGUGCAGGCUGGCACCAAUGACCAGCGGGCCUUCUACAGAACCAAGACCUGGUGGUGUGGGCUACUUAUCACCCUGGUGGGAGAGGGAACCAUCUUUGCAUCGUAUGCCUUUGCUCCUAUAUCUCUCAUAGCACCUCUCAGUGCAGUCUCGGUCAUUGCGAGCUCCAUCCUGGGUUUUGUAUUCCUGAGGGAGAAAUGGAAGGCUAAGGAGUUUUUAAAGCGGUACAUCUUGUCCUUUCUGGGCUGUGCCCUGGCCGCGGCAGGGACCUACCUCUUUGUGACGUUUGGACCCAACUCCCACGAGAAGCUAAAUGCAGAGAACAUCAUUAAGCAUGUGAUUGGAUGGCCAUUCCUACUGUAUUUGCUUCUUGAAAUCAUCGCCUUCUGUCUGCUGCUCUAUUUCUACAAACAGCGCAAUGCCAAUUACCUCAUCAUCAUCCUCAUGCUAGCCGCACUGCUGGGGUCGGUGACGGUGAUCACGGUGAAGGCCGUGGCCGGGAUGAUGGUGCUAAGCAUCCAGGGCUCCAUGCAGCUGGGAUACCCCAUCUUCUACGUGAUGCUCGUCUGCAUGGUCGCCACCGUCAACUUCCAAGCCAGGUUUUUGUCCCAGGCGUCGUGCCUGUACGACUCGUCGCUUAUUGCAAGUGUAAACUACAUCCUGUCCACAACCUUCGCUAUUGUAUCAGGAACCAUUUUUUAUCUGGAAUUUAACCAUGAAGACAUCCUCCACAUCUGCAUGUUCCUGUUGGGAUGCUUCAUCUGCUGUCUGGGGGUCUUCCUCAUCACCAAGAACCGCAAGAAGGCCAAAGCGUUCGAGCCCUACGUCACCAUGGACAUGGUUCAAGGCGUUCCCACCAUUCAUGACAAGGGCUGGGCAGUUCAACCCGACUACAACGGCUCCUUCUCGUACGGCGCGCUGGUCAACAAUGACAGCGUUGCCCCGGCAACCCUCCCUGUGAGCCAGGAGCACGUCACCGUGGCACCCACCCCCCAGAAAAACUCCGAGCUGAAGAGAGAUUAACGGGGGUCCCCGCCCCCCCAGAAAGCCUCCGAGCCGAAGAGAGACUAACGGGGAUCCUCCUGAGUGAAGGGGUCACCCCCUCAUUCCACUCCCAUUCUUCUGACCACACCUCAUUUGCGCACGGAGCCAGAGCAGGUGGGACCCCCUCAUUCCACACCCCCUCUCCCCACCAAACCUACCCCUCCUCAUGGAGCUGGAGCUGGAGUCCGACGGGCCCCAGGCGUCUCAGCCCCACCGCUCUGUGGGCAGGGCCGGUACCUCCUUCCUCACCAGAGACUGACAGGAAGUCUUUGAUUUUACUGUUGACGUUUGAGAAACAGAACAUGUUGUUUUUGUUGUUGCAAAAGAAGCAAGAAGUCACAUAGGAUACUGUUGUCAUGGUGACUCCAGAUUAUAAUGUGGUAAUAGGCCACCCCCUUAACUAAAAAACAAAAUUAACAUUGUCUUAAAAAAAUCGAGCACUUACACUGUCAGACGAGUGAAGAAAAGACUGUUCUCCAUUCUUUAUUAUUCAUCUGAUCUAGAGAGCUGUUGUGGUGCAGUCGCAUUCCCCACGUAGUGCGGACUACACCUGGGUAUGUCUCCACUGACCACACCUGGAUACGUCUCUACUGACCACACCUGGAUACGUCUCCACUGACCACACCUGUAUACUUUACCUCGGCCCACUGGCUGUAAGAAGACAAGCCACUCCAAUAGGGACUGUUGUUUAGUCGUGUCUUUUUUGGUUUGUUUUCUCUCUCUCUGACUUCCUGUUUUUUGACAGGUACUUUAAACAUGUUCUUGUAACUCACCAAGCUGAAAGCUUUGUUGACAUGUGUGGUGUUGUCUUUCCUGUUAAGUUCCUUCCUCGGUGUACAGAAAGCCCUGAGAGAUUUAAAAAAACAAAAGCUGCUACCAGGAACAAAGAUGAAAUUAUACAAAAACAGAGGUGAUCUGAGACAGUGGGAUGGGUGACGAAUCAGGCUCUCAGUUGGUACUGAAUGAGAUGUCAGCACACUAUGGUACUGGAUGAGAUGUCAGCACAGCACACUCUAUGGUACUGCAUGAGAUGUCUGCACACUCUAUGGUACUGCAAAAAUGAAUGACUUUGAAACCAAGCCACAUUCCAAAGCAGUUAUGUAGUGGGAAAAAAAUCUGUCUUUGUGGUUUUGUUCCUCCUUCCUUCGUGUUUGGAGAAAAGUCAUAGAGUAGUAAAGUAAGAGAACGUGAGGAUCAUGGUUACAGAAAAACAGAUUAGUUGUUUUUAUAAGUGUCAUUACCAGUGGCUUUUAAUGAAGUGCAAUCCUGUUGAGGUUGAGAGUGAGAAAUGUAUUGCUGCGCAUCACUACUCCAGGAAGUAGUGUAGACCAAUGAGAUGCAAGCGUUUGUUAAGACUGCCUUAUCCUGGAAGUUCUUCAACUGGAUGUCAAAUUAACCUUUGUGGUCUCCAUAAUUUCCAAGUGCCUAGUACUCUCUGAUUUUCAUGUGCUGUGGGCAGGUACGCUCUUAAGUUGUGUGGCUUUUUCAUGAUGCUGUUUGUCUUAAAGAAAUAACGAUUCCAUUCUUUUUGGAGUAUUUAAUGUGGGUGUUCAGGUACAGAUGAAGAUUGAAAGCCUUUAAUGAAUAAUAUUUGCUGUGUUCAUGGUUUUGGAUUUUAUUGUACUGAUGUCAUAAGUUGUCAAAUAUUAAUUUAUUACUC
Molecule: messenger RNA, 3036 nt
Organism: Alosa sapidissima (American shad)
Lineage: Eukaryota; Metazoa; Chordata; Actinopteri; Clupeiformes; Clupeidae
Gene: nipal3
Product: NIPA like domain containing 3
Exons: 11
Coding region: 183-1355 (390 amino acids)
Biological process (GO): magnesium ion transport
Cellular component (GO): membrane
Molecular function (GO): magnesium ion transmembrane transporter activity
Source: RefSeq, a predicted model, not a curated record